AUGGCCCAGGCGUCUCGCUCUGGUGGCCUUCUGCCUCCGCUGGCUACCGUGCCGCCGUUACGGGCGCAGCCCGGGGGCGGCGAGGAGGAGCAGUGGCAGAGAAAGCGGGCAGGCGCUCUCCGCGGGGACGUCCGUGGCUGGCUGGCGCUGCCGGUCGCCCGGAGCAUCCUCUGCCAGGACCCUCGGCCUGACGGGGCUCCGAAAGAGCAGCCGUGGUGGGUGGCGCCGGCGGACGCAGGAGAGCACAGUGAGGCGGGCGCUGUAGACUGUGGGCGGGAGCUGGCACCUGGCGGCCUGAUUCCUCCGGCGCUACGGCGUCUCAGGGCUGUGUUGCUGCGACUGCAGCGCGAGCGGGAGCAGCUCCUCCAAGCGCGGGAUUGCGCCCUCCACCUACAGGCGGCCGUGCGCUUCCUGAGGAUCCUGAGUCCCGGCGCUCCAUCUCCCAGCCACGGCCCCUUGCUUCAGCUGUGUCGCGACCUGCUACAGCACCUUUCCAGAGGGGCGGUCCUGCGAAGCAGGCUUCUGGAGACGCCCCACCCGCGACUCCUGGCACGCCCCGUCGGACUAGCAGCCCAGCGCUUGGAUGCUACUGUCGAGAUGCGGCUUCGAGCUCUGGGCCGGGCGCCCGCCACCCCAGCCCUGUCGUCCCAACUCGCCGACCUGCUGCUGGCACUUUCAGCGUACCACCAGCUGCAGGGGAAAGCCUUCAGCCAAGUCCCAGCAUCAGCGCGCCCGUAUCCUCCCGGCCGUGUGCUCCGCCUCCUGACAGGGGAGCGGGGUUGCCAGGCGGCAGGUUGGCUGGAUGAGGCGCUCAGGGGAUCUGGCUUGAGGGACCAGCUCCUCAGAUGGUGCCAAGAGGAGCGGGAGCUGUUGCCAGGGCUACUGGGCCUGUUGGGGGGCGUGACGGGUUCAGCCAGCAGUGAACUGGGGCUUGGAAGGGCCGGAGCCUUGUGGAGCCAGUACUGGACCCUGCUGUGGGCAGCCUGUGCCCAGAGCCUAAGUCUAGGACCCUGGAGGGACCCCAGGGCAGCGGCACAGCAACUGAGUCAGGCACUGGGUCAGGCAUCACUGCCUCAGGAGUGUGAGAAGGAGCUGGCUUCUUUGUGUCACAACCUAAUUCAUCAGUCUCUUAUUUGGAGCUGGGAUCAAGGUGAGGAGGAAGGGGUAAUGGCAGUCACACAAGCCCCAGAUUGCCCCUUCCUUAUCAAACCAUACCCCUCAUCUUCAGGCUUCUGCCAGGUCUUGGGAUCUGCUGGUGGAAAUGAGAGCAGCCUUCCUUCAUCCUCUUGUACCAGCGAACUUUUACAACAGCUCUUCCCUCCUCUCUUGGAUGCCCUCCGGGAGCCCAGGUCAGGACUCCUCCUCUGCGGGCCACCAGGUCCUGCACCCCUUGCCCUGGGGCUCUGUACCCUGCAAACUACCUUGCUCUGGUUUUGGAGCAGAACUCAGCAGCAUCUGGCAGCAUGGGCCCCAGGUUCCUUCCUGCUCCUGAUCCAGAAGGACUUACCUCCUCUACUGCAGGAGGCAGAAGCUUUGUCUCGCCUGGCCUCAGAGGAAAGCUUGGCUCUGGAUGUGGAGCAGCAGCUGGGCCUGGAGAUCCGGAAGCUGACUGUGCAGAUCCAGCUCCUGCCUGAAGAGUCACUGAGUCUCUUUUUUCACGAAUGUCAUAAACAAGCCACACAGGACUUCGAACUCCACAUGCCACGGGGUCGGUACUGGCGGCAUCGUCUGUGUCCUGAACUUCCCAGCAUUCCUAGUGAGUAUGCUGGGUUGGUGGUCCGCAGGAUACUGGAGCCUGUGUUGCAAGGACUGCACGGACUGCCACCCCAAGCCCAGGCCCCUGCCCUGAGCCAGGCGCUGAACGCCAUCCUGGGUGCUUGGCUUGACCACAUCCUCUCUCAUGGGAUCCGGUUCAGCCUGCAGGGGGCGCUGCAGCUCAGACAAGACUUUGGAGUGGUCAGGGACUUGCUGGAGGAGGAGCAGUGGGGCCUGUCCUCAGAACUUCGCCAGACUCUGUUCAUGCUCAGCAUCUUCCAGCGGCUGGAUGGGGCCCUGCUGUGUCUGUUGCAGCAGCCCCUACCCAAGACUCAAGUCCACAGGGGGCUUCCCUGUUGCUGUGCAUGUAAUGAGGUUCAGACCAUGGAAUUGCCCAGCAGCAGCCUCAACAGCCUGGAGAGCUUGGAGCCCCCUCUUCAGCCUGGAGUAUUUCCAACCCAGACAGCUCAGCUGCUAAGCACACUGUGGGGAGGAGGACCUAGCCCUGAUGCUUACCUGGUAGGAAACCAGCAGGCCUGGCUUGCUCUGAGGCAGCACCAGCAUCCUCGCUGGCACUUAUCUUUUCUUUCCUGCCUGGGGACCAGUUCUGAAUCCUAAAGACCCUCAUCAAAAGCUAGCCAGAGCUCCCCAUCUCUGUCUGAAAAAGCCCAGACAUUUAGACAUGCAUAUUUUAAAAGCUUAAUUGGGAGCUUGGAAGAAAGCAUAUCUGAGAACCACAAGCUACACAGAGCCUGGACUUGAAAAGCUAACCCAAGAUCACUACUCCAACUGCCUGGAAUCCAGAGUAAAGGGCAUAAUCACAGCUUGAAACCUGGAGGUCAGCAUCCUUGGGAGGCUCAGGCACAGUUCCCCAUCAGUAAAGACAUCUCAGGGCUAGACACUAGCAGCUAAAUCCUGGGAGUAAGACUCUAGGGUUGGAUCCCAGGAGAAAGGGGAAAACCAAUAGAAAGCAGGGAGCCUUGAUGUCACUUCCUCUUAAAUCCCAGGAGCCAGGCUAAACACAAGACAGGUUGGGACACUACUACAAAGUAAUUCCUCAGGAACCACAGAGGUGGAAUUUCUGCACCCAAAUCAGUCCCCGCGGCCUAUGUUACAGUACCCUGUACUCCCCUCCUUACUAUUUUUAGUCAUUUAAGAAUAGUGGGCUGUAGAACCUUCACGUGUAAGCGUUAGCUACUCCAGAGUCCACACAUUUAAUCUGAAAUUACCUGAGUGGGGUUCACCCUCUGGUAGGUUUAUAAUCCCUACGGUGGUAGUGCCCUCCCCUUGGAAGGGACCAGCACUUAAGACGGUGUUAACCUAGAUCAGCAGGGUGCAGAGAGGGAGAGGCUGCAGAAGGCGUGUCAUCCGAGCCAGGAGCAAAUGGCUUUCGUAUUAUUCACUGUCUUCACCGUGGUACAAGAGGGCU
This is a messenger RNA of Budorcas taxicolor (takin), 3184 nucleotides long. RefSeq names its product coiled-coil domain containing 142 (gene CCDC142). NCBI's taxonomy places the organism in Eukaryota, Metazoa, Chordata, Mammalia, Artiodactyla, Bovidae. The record is from RefSeq and is a predicted model, not a curated record. Bases 1 to 2373 code for a protein of 790 amino acids. The transcript has 8 exons.